Geodia barretti is the source of this 2380-nucleotide messenger RNA. Lineage: Eukaryota; Metazoa; Porifera; Demospongiae; Tetractinellida; Geodiidae. The record is from the annotation of a GenBank genome assembly.
GGAAGAUGUGCUGUGUCAGUAACGACGGGAUCCCCGCGUGCCCAAGAAGAGAGAAAGAGAGAUGCAAGUUCUUUCUCCAGGACACACUGACACCAGGGAGGACGACUGCGAUUUUACCUGGUGAAUUUCCAUGCAAGUUCUUCCACACUGUCUCGGGCUGUAAGAAUGGAGACAGCUGCAAAUUCUCACACGCUCCUCUAACUGAAGAGACCACUGAACUCCUCGCACAGGUACUAGAACCAGCAAGAACUCCUACAAAAUGGGCAGCCCCAGCCCCCGUGCUGGGAUUCCCUCCAGCAAAUCCAGCAAAUGCUCAUGACGGUGUAAAGCUAGUCCACGGGCCGGACGCUCAGAUCAACAUCCGGUAUUUCUCCACAGCAUCAGUCAGUGAUGACACUGCGGCGAAGAGACCUAGUGACCCUAAUCUCACCAGCCCUCUCCUCAUCUCCAUCCCCAAACAGGUCCUGGGGGCCUCUCUCGUGGUGUCCAUCCCCCGACAGAAGCUCGGGCCUCCUUUUGGUACCGUUCGCAUCCCCCCUCCUCAUCCUGCCCCCGCCAAUCAGCCACAGAUUCCACCUCACUCCCUCCCCCGUCACUCUGCCCCCAUCCACCACUACUGUCCCCUCACUCCGCCACCCCACAAUCAAAUUUCCGCCCUCCCCUCGUCCCUCCAACGGGAACUCCAUCCCUGGUUCCCCCGCAAUCCGGACCCCCUGCUAAUUUCCCCGGGGCAGUCCCGCCCCCCAUACACAACCAACCCCUGCCCCCUCUUCCUCCUGGAGGAUGGCAAGUACCUCCGCCUCAGCCUGUACCUCUUUCCUGCUCCGUCAGGGGGUCUGCACAAUAUUCCACAGGUUCCCCUUGCUCAGCUCCCACCACCUCACAUGGCUGCACAGUUUCCUGCCCCCCUCGUCAGAGAGAAAAUGUCUCCUCCCGACCCCACCCUCCCACAUGAGGCUCGACCCAAAGAACAUUCUGUGGUCUGAGGACGACAGGCCAGAGUAUUGGGAGGCGGCACCAUUUGGUCAGCAACCACCACCUGGUGGUUCUUUCGCACCCCAACCCCCUCAUGUACCACAACCACAGGCCGUUGCAUACCACAGCAGCAACAACCAGUAUUGUCCAUUACACCGAGAAACCAGAGCAUACUCUUGGACAGAAUGGAUCCGAGACAGAACAGGAUGGAACCAAGACCAGGAGGCAGUAUGGACCCGCGGCGUGGAGGUCCCCUAGCUAACCCUCACCAGCCAGGGAUGGGUGACCCUAGACACCACAUUAGCAUUGGUGCUCCGGGCAGCUCCACCAUGCUGCCUACUGUACCUCCCUACCAGCCACCACACCCAGGGACCACACCCGCACAGUCAGCACCACACCCUGCUGGCUACCAAGGACCACACCCACCAAGUCAGGGAUGGGCCCAUCCACCCCCUCCUCAACCCAAUCUCCGCCCACAGUUCCCUUCCCCCAUCCCACCCGUAUCAAUCAACCCCGCCCAGCUGCCGCCCCACGGAGGACAACCAGGUGGACCCGGGACCUUCGGAAGCCCCACCCCCUACCAGCAACCACACCCCUCCUCAUCUUCAGGCAUUGCCCCUCUGACAAACUGGGGCUCUGCAAGUCCUGAAUCCAGCACUGUUCCGUCCCCCUCGGCCGGCAGAGAAGGGGAGCAAUCACGACCCCACAGAGUAGACCCACGGACAAAGUACUCUCAUCUCAAGAUCAAGUCUAAGAGCUCGGCGUCCCCAGCCAGUGGUGGUGGUGUACUGAAGGGAAGGGAAGGCGAGGAGGGAGCGGCCAUCGACAGGACACACAUGCCAAAACUCCUGCAAGAACCCCCAGCUCUCCAACGGCCAUACGACCCCCACGAACUCUUUGACAGCGCAGCAAGUAAGGACGUUGAGUCGGACUUCGCGGUUUCCGGUCCGUUUGGGAGCACUUUUGGGUCGUUUUUCACGCGGUCUUCGCCACCGCAGGCCACCGGUAAGAGCAGUGGUCUUCCAUACGGCGAAAUCACAAUGCAAGGUAUCACUGAAAAAGAACCGGCUUACUACCGUACAGGGGAAACAAGACGAGAACACCGUCGAAGCAGCAUCAUCGCAAACCCAUGAAGGUCCUCAUGUGGACGAAAACGAUAAGUCAAAUUCGACCAAAAGUGCUGCGGUGCCUUCGUACCUUGCAGAGCUUGGUGUGGAUAGCGACCUCACCAUUGACAGUGCUUUCAGCUCUCUCAUGGGAGGGGACGACAGCGGCAGGGGAGACGGGGAGCGGCGAGAAGACUGAAGUUAUGGCAAAAAAGUUGCCUAGCAUCUUUGGUUUCGGUUCUGGGACUUUAUGAUAAACAUUGGAGCUGUUUCUUUGGUGUUUGUAUGUCUGUGUGUUG